Messenger RNA from Mya arenaria, 1495 nucleotides. Its product is annotated as 4-hydroxy-2-oxoglutarate aldolase, mitochondrial-like. The record is from RefSeq and is a predicted model, not a curated record. Gene Ontology annotation, molecular function: N-acetylneuraminate lyase activity; 4-hydroxy-tetrahydrodipicolinate synthase activity. Bases 168 to 1193 code for a protein of 341 amino acids. Gene Ontology annotation, biological process: N-acetylneuraminate catabolic process. The transcript is spliced from 7 exons. Lineage: Eukaryota; Metazoa; Mollusca; Bivalvia; Myida; Myidae.
CACACUAUAUGAUACAUGAUACAUGUUUUGUUAUUAUUCAGUUUUCAGUCAGUUUCAUGUAGCAAAAAAGAGUUUCUUUGAUAUUUAGUUUUCAGUCAGUUUAAUUUAGGUAGUCAAAAGCGUUUCGUUAAACAAGCGCACAUAAAAGGAUUUCAUAAAGUAGAACAAUGCGUUUAUCAGUGAUCCUAUUUAGGUCAGGUUUGUUUACAUCGCGGUUAAGUUCAGUACCUCAAGGACAAGCGUGGAAGCAUUGCAAGUUUAAUCUAAAACCGGUUCGAUUUUCGUCGUCGGCAACAUUGCAGAUGGAUCUAAGCGGGAUCUACCCCCCGAUAGCCACCCCGUUCAAGAAUGAUGAGACUAUUGAUUAUGACAAGCUACAGGAGAACAUGGCCAUUUGGAAUAAGAUAGCUUUUAGAGGCUACGUGGUACAGGGGUCUAACGGAGAGUACGUGUACCUACGAGACGAUGAGCGCGUGGAACUCGUGCGGCGAGUGUCGGAAAUGGCUGCUCCUGGGAAACUAAUUAUCGCCGGGGCUGGAUGCGAAUCCACCCGUGACACGACGGCCAUGUGUCGGCGGAUGGCGGACGCCGGGGCCAAGGCGGUCCUCGUGGUCACGCCCUUCUUCUACAAGAGUCUUAUGAAUAACGACGCCCUCGUUGCUCAUUUCACCAAGGUAGCAGAUGAGAGUCCAGUUCCCGUGAUCCUGUACAGCGUGCCAGGGAACACCGGGAUAGACCUGGCACCGGAAGUCGUCAUCCAGCUGUCCACCCAUCCCAACAUCGCCGGGGUCAAGGACAGUGGCGGAGACAUUUCCAAGAUCGGAUACAUGGUUCACAAGACAAAAGGGAACAACUUCCAGGUCCUUGCCGGGUCAGCCAGUUUUCUACUUCCGGCCUACACUGUCGGUGCGGUGGGUGGGGUACUGGCCUUGGCGAACAUUCUCGGGGACCACUGUUGUCGUCUGGAGGAGCUCUUCAAGGCGGGAAAAAUGGAGGAAGCAAAAGAGCUUCAACAUCGCAUGAUUGGACCAAACCUAGCGGUAACUAAGAAGUUCGGAGUGCCGGGCCUCAAGUCUGCAAUGGAAAUGCUGGGUUACUUUGGAGGCCCAAAUAGGUCACCAUUGUUGCCUAUAUCCGAUACCAACAAGGCGGCGCUGAGGAAAAUAAUCACAGAGGAGGGAUUUUUGACAUGAUAAAAUUAUAACGUCAGUAUGAUGAUGUAGACAUUUUCUGCUAAAAUAUAUUUAUUUAACCAGAAGAGACACUGUACUCCGAAACAUAUGUGUAUAUACAUGUAUGUACGUACAUGUGCAUAAUUAAUUGACGUAUAAACGUUAUCAAGUCAGACAUGACUAUCAGUAUUGUAAUUUACAAGUCCAUGUAUCUGCAUUUUGUUGUUAAGUAUUUUUUACUGUCAAAUUCCGAUAUGUAAAUACAGAGAAAUAUGUAUAUAGUUAUACAUGCAUACUUAUGACUAUAAAUAUUUUAAACAUUU